AUGACGCUGCUAGAGGCGGGUGCUGACCCAAACGCAUAUGCCAAGUGUAGUGCGGUGAACGGAUACACGGCGCUCACUGCUGCGUGCGGGUUCGCAAAGGACUCGACUGUGGUUCGGGCAAUGAUUGACCACCUCCUCAAUUGCGGCGCGUCGAUCGACCAUCCCAACCAUUACGGUCGCACGCCUCUCAUGAGCGCGGUCAUCAACUCCAACGCGGCCACUUGCGACAUCCUCCUGCAGCGCGGGGCACUCCUCGACCUGCGGCACAAAAAUGGGAUGACGGCUGUGGCGUACGGGCUAAAGGCCGUGAACGAGAGCCGCUCCGACGAGGAGCGU
Molecule: messenger RNA, 336 nt
Organism: Emiliania huxleyi CCMP1516
Lineage: Eukaryota; Haptophyta; Isochrysidales; Noelaerhabdaceae
Exons: 1
Cellular component (GO): nucleus; cytoplasm
Molecular function (GO): protein binding
Source: RefSeq, a predicted model, not a curated record